AUGACUUCGCCGAGCCCCUACGCUGAGGUGCACCGAGAUCCUCAGGGAGCUGGAGACGCUCGACCUACUGCCCUACAGAUAAUCAAGGACGAGGGCCUUAAGGGCAAGCUUAUUGGGAAGGUCAUUGUCAUUGCUGGAGCUACAUCGGGCAUUGGUGUCGAGACGGCCCGCGCCUUGUCAGCUACUGGUGCUACCCUAUUCCUUCCAGCUCGCAACCUGGCAAAGGCAAAUAAGAGCUUGGCCGGAAUUCUGGCCCCAGGAAAAUUUUCCUUGAUCCCCCUGGACCUCGACUCAUUCAGAAGUAUUCGAGCCGGAGCGGAUCAGAUUCUCUCUGCCUCGAAUGGCCAGGUCAACCUCUUAAUCAACAGUGCCGGCGUUAUGGGUGUACCCGAAUGCAAUCUUACAGAAGAUGGCAUUGAGUCCCAGUUCUCUGGUAACUAUCUGGGCUUCUUCCUCCUCUUUCAACUGUUGAAGGAAAGCUUGCUCGCAAGUGUCACUCCGGAUUUCAGUUCACGAGUCGUCAUAGUCGCUUCAUCCGCUCACAGAGCUGGUAAACUCCCAGCAAGCGACAAUUACAACUUCGAGAAGACAGCCUACAGCCAUGAGACUGCGUACAACAAUUCUAAGCUUGCAGCGGUAUACCUUGCCAACAAGAUCGAGCGUCUCUAUGGAAGCCAGGGACUCCAUGCCACCAGUCUUCACCCAGGAGCCAUCAACACUAAUAUCUCCCGUCAUUUAUCCCAUGAGGCUUUUGAAGCAAUCAUAACCAAUCCAUAUGUCCUAAAGAUUCUAAAAUCCCCGGCACAGGGUGCGGCUACAACUGUCUGGGCUGCUAUUGGCAAAGAAUGGGAGAAAAAAGGCGGCAAGUAUCUUGAAGAUGUGAAGGAAGCUGAUCGUGGCGAGGACGAUGGUCAGACCUUUGGAGCUGGGUGGGUUGAGCAGACCUAUGACCCCAAAAAGGAAGACUGUCUGUGGAUUGACUCCCUGAAGCUUGCUAGAUUGGAGGGUUAA
This is a messenger RNA of Penicillium malachiteum, 1011 nucleotides long. Its product is annotated as putative short-chain dehydrogenase/reductase. The coding region runs from base 1 to 1011 and encodes 336 amino acids. Lineage: Eukaryota; Fungi; Ascomycota; Eurotiomycetes; Eurotiales; Aspergillaceae. The transcript has a single exon. The record is from RefSeq and is a predicted model, not a curated record.